This is a messenger RNA of Phytomonas sp. Hart1, 472 nucleotides long. Lineage: Eukaryota; Euglenozoa; Kinetoplastea; Trypanosomatida; Trypanosomatidae. The record is from the annotation of a GenBank genome assembly.
GAUCCUCGCAUUGAAUCUAUAUUGGGCUUUACAAGUCACUCAAUAUAUAUAAAACGAUGGGUAAACGUACCAAAAAGACCCCCAAACACAAGCGAAAGCUUCCCAAGUCUGAAAGGCCUCGUGUGUUAACCAAAAAGGGAAAGUUAAAGCAUAAAAAAGGCGACUUGCGAAUGAUUAACUCUCGUGAUGUUAGCUUUGAAGUGAGGCAGAAGAAGGGCGGACGGUGGGUACAAACAGGGGGUCGGAAGUGUAAUAUUCACACCGUGUGCGACUGUGUGCUGCGGACAGACCCUAGUCGAAUGCGUUAUAUCACGAACCGGUAAACGAUAAAUGAGCAAAAACGAAGGACAUUGUGGAAAUGGGAACCCACAAGUCUAUCAAUCACUCUUGCUUGAAGUGUUUGCGUUAGUAAUACAAACGUCACAUUAAUCUCGAUGCGUCUUUUAUUGUAUUUUUUAGAGGAAGAGGAAAA